CCCCCCAUCCCCACCCCAUCAUUUCCCCCCCCUCUUCCCCCCAUCCCCACUCCCCCCCUCCACCCCCCAUCCCCACCCCACCACUCCCCACCCCCUCCGCCCCCCAUCCCCACCCCAUCAUUUCCCCCCCAUCAGCCCCCCAUCCCCCCCCCAUCAUUUCCUCCCCCUCCGCCCCCCAACCCCACCCCAUCAUUUCCUCCCCCUCCGCCCCCCAUCCCCCCACUCCCCCCCUCCGCCCCCCAUCCCCACCCAUCAUUUCCUCCCCCUCCGCCCCCCAUCCCCCCACUCCCCCCCUCUGCCCCCCACCCCCCUCCGCCCCCCAUCCCCACCCCAUCAUUUCCUCCCCCUCCGCCCCCCUCCCCACCCCCUCCGCCCCCCAUCCCCUCUCCACCCCCCUUCCGCCCCCCAUCCCCACCCCAUCAUUUCCCCCCCAUCAGCCCCCCAUCCCCCCACUCCCCCCCUCCACCCCCCCCCCCUCCGCCCCCCAUCCCCACCCCAUCAUUUCCUCCCCCUCCGCCCCCCAUCCCCAUCCCACCCCCCUCCGCCCCCCAUCCCCACCCCAUCAUUUCCCCCCCCUCUUCCCCUCAUCCCCACUCCCCCCCUCCGCCCCCCAUCCCCGCCCCACCACUACCCACCCCCCCUCCGCCCCCCAUCCCCACCCCAUCAUUUCCUCCCCCUCCUCCCCCCAUCCCCACUCCCCCCCUCCUCCCCCCAUCCCCCCAUCCCCCCCUCUUCCCCCCAUCCCCACUCCCCCCCUCCGCCCCCCAUCCCCACCCCCUCAUUUCCUCCCCCUCCGCCCCCCAUCCCCACUCCCCCCCUCCGCCCCCCAUCCCCCCAUCCCCCUCUCCACCCCCCAUCCCCACUCCCCCCCUCUGCCCCCCAUCCCCACCCCAUCCCCCUCCGCCCCCCAUCCCCACUCCCCCCCUCCGUCCCCCAUCCCCACCCCAUCAUUUCCUCCCCAUCAGCCCCCCAUCCCCCCACUCCCCCCCUCUGCCCCCCACCCCCUCCGCCCCCCAUCCCCACCCCACCCCCCUCCGCCCCCCAUCCCCACUCCCCCCUCCGCCCCCCAUCCCCACCCCAUCAUUUCCCCCCCAUCAGCCCCCCAUCCCCACUCCCCCCCUCCGCCCCCCAUCCCCACCCCCUCAUUUCCCCCCCCUCCGCCCCCCAUCCCCACCCCAUCACCCCCCCCCAGACGCCGACGAGGACGGCUGGACGACCACAACCACAGAGGGCGCAUCGCUGGACGACGCCGCCACCACCGCCGAUGAUGAUGCCGACGCCGAGGAAGCCGAGGCCGAAGCCGUCCCCUCCGGGAGACCCCGCGGCGCCGCGUCGGCCCGGAGGGGGGUGGGCACCCCCUGCGCCCAAUGCGGGCAGAGCUUCCGCCGCCCCGCCGCCCUCCGCCGCCACCGCCGCCUCCACCGCCGCCUGCGGCCGUCGCCAUGCGCCCGCUGCGGCCGCGUGCUCAUGUGCCGCUGGGCUCUGCGGGACCACCAGCGCAGGCACUGCCGCCCCCCCCGGCCCCCCCGGCAGCGCCGCCGCUUCCCCUGCGCCGACUGCGGCAAACAGCUCUCCUCCAACGCCGCCCUCGUCGCCCACCGCCGCAUCCACACCGGCGAGCGGCCCUACGGCUGCCCCGACUGCGGCAAGCGCUUCAUGGCCGCCAAGUCGCUGGGCAAGCACCGCAAGAGCCACUCGCAACGCGGCCUCUUCGCCUGCCCCGACUGCGGCAAGAAGCUGACGUCCAAAGCCACCCUGCUCAGCCACCGCCGCAUCCACAGCGGGGAGAGGCCCUACGGCUGCCCCGACUGCGGCAAGCGCUUCAUGGCCAACAAGUCGCUCAGCAAGCACCGCAAGAGCCACGCGGUCGCCGCUGGGGUUGCAAUACCAGGCAGGGCUGCAAAUGCGACCCAUGCAGGGCAGCUCUGCAACCAUGCACCGGAGCGGAGUGCUCAGUGCAGGCAGAGCUCAGCCUGCAGCGCAGCGCCUGCAGAGCACCCCGAGGAUGCAAUGCCCCAUCGCUGCUUGCAAUGUGGAGAUGCACUCCACCUGCAUUCGGCGCUGCUGCAGCACCGCAAGAGCCACGCAGUCGCCGCUGGGGUUGCAAUACCAGGCAGGGCUGCAAAUGCGACCCAUGCAGGGCAGCUCUGCAACCAUGCACCGGAGCGGAGUGCUCAGUGCAGGCAGAGCUCAGCCUGCAGCGCAGCGCCUGCAGAGCACCCCGAGGAUGCAAUGCCCCAUCGCUGCUUGCAAUGCGGAGAUGCACUCCACCUGCAUUCGGCGCUGCUGCAGCACCGCAAGAGCCAUGCAGUCGCCACUGCGCUUGCAAUACCAGGCAGGGCUGCAAAUGCAGCCCAUGCAGAGCAGAUCUGUGGCCGCAUGCCGGAGCAGAGUGCUCAAUGCAGGCAGAGCUCAGCCUGCAGUUCAGUGCCUUCACAACACCCCGAGGAUGCAAUGCCCCAUCGCUGUUUGCAAUGUGGAGAUGCAUUCCGGCUGUGUUCAGUGCAGCUGCAGCACCACAAGAGCCACGCAGUCACAGCUGCAGUUGCAAUACCAGGCAGGGCUGCAAAUGCGACCCAUGCAGAGCAGCUCUGCAACCAUGCACCGGAGCUGAGUGCUCAAUGCAGGCAGAGCUCAGCCUGCAGUGCAGCGCCCGCACAGCACCCCGAGGAUGCAAUGCCCCAUCGCUGCUUGCAAUGCGGAGCCGCAUUCCGGCUGCAUUCGGUGCUGCUGCAGCACCAGAAGAGCCACACAAUCGCAGCUGGGGUUGCAAUACCAGGCAGGGCUGCAAAUGCGACCCAUGCAGGGCAGCUCUGCAACCAUGCACCGGAGCUGAAUGGAGGAUGUAAGCAGAGCUCAGCCUGCAGCACAGCGCCUGCAGAGCACCCCGAGGAUGCAAUGCCCCAUAGCUGUUUGCAAUGUGGAGAUGCAUUCCAGCUGCAUUCGGCGCUGCUGCAGCACCAGAAGAGCCAUGCAAUAGAGGGAAGCAAUGCCAGCAGCGCUGCAAAUGCAGCCCAUGCAGAGCACCUCUGCAACCACACACCAGAGCUGAAUGGUGGAUAUAAGCAGAGCUCAGCCUGCAGCGUAGCACCUGCAGAGCACCCCGAGGAUGCAAUGCCCCAUCGCUGCUUGCAAUGCGGAGAUGCAUUCCGGCUGCAUUCAGCGCUGCUGCAGCACCAGAAGAGCCAUGCAAUAGAGGGAAGCAAUGCCAGCAGUGCUGCAAAUGCAGCCCAUGCAGAGCACCUCUGCAACCACACACCAGAGCUGAAUGGUGGAUAUAAGCAGAGCUCAGCCUGCAGCGUAGCACCUGCAGAGCACCCCAAGGAUGCAAUGCCCCACCGCUGCUUGCAAUGCGGAGCCGCAUUCCGGCUGCAUUCAGCGCUGCUGCAGCACCAGAAGAGCCAUGCAAUAGAGGGAAGCAAUGCCAGCAGUGCUGCAAAUGCAGCCCAUGCAGAGCACCUCUGCAACCACACACCAGAGCUGAAUGGUGGAUAUAAGCAGAGCUCAGCCUGCAGCGUAGCACCUGCAGAGCACCCCGAGGAUGCAAUGCCCCAUCGCUGCUUGCAAUGCGGAGAUGCAUUCCGGCUGCAUUCAGCGCUGCUGCAGCACCAGAAGAGCCAUGCAAUAGAAGGAAGCAAUGCCAGCAGUGCUGCAAAUGCAGCCCAUGCAGAGCAGCUCUGCAACCAUGCACCGGAGCUGAGUGCUCAAUGCAGGCAGAGCUCAGCCUGCAGCGCAGCGCCCGCACAGCACCCCGAGGAUGCAAUGCCCCAUCGCUGCUUGCAAUGCGGAGCCGCAUUCCGGCUGCAUUCGGUGCUGCUGCAGCACCAGAAGAGCCACACAAUCGCAGCUGGGGUUGCAAUACCAGGCAGGGCUGCAAAUGCGACCCAUACGGAGCAGCUCUGCAACCAUGCACCGGAGCUGAAUGGAGGAUGUAAGCAGAGCUCAGCCUGCAGCUCAGUGCCUUCACAACACCCCGAGGAUGCAAUGCCCCAUCGCUGCUUGCAAUGCGGAGCCGCAUUCCGGCUGCAUUCAGCACUGCUGCAGCACCAGAAGAGCCACGCGGGGCCGCGGCCUCACGCAUGCACCGACUGCGGGAAGGCGUUCCGGGAGGCCACGACGCUGCGCCGCCACCGCCGCAUCCACACCGGGGAGAAGCCGUACGGCUGCCCGUACUGCGGGAAGAGCUUCCGCGCCAGCUCCACCCUCAUCAUCCACCAACGCAUCCACACCGGGGAGAAGCCGUACCCCUGCGGCAGCUGCGCCAAGAGCUUCGUCUCCAGCUCGUCGCUCAUGAAGCACCGCCGCACGCAUCAGCGCCAGGCGCCGUGAUGGGGACACGGACCCCAUCCCGCUGCUUGGGGGUCUGCCGUGGUCCCGUUGGGGUG
Gallus gallus (chicken) is the source of this 4385-nucleotide messenger RNA. RefSeq names its product zinc finger protein 135-like. Gene Ontology annotation, molecular function: DNA-binding transcription factor activity, RNA polymerase II-specific; RNA polymerase II cis-regulatory region sequence-specific DNA binding. The transcript is spliced from 3 exons. Gene Ontology annotation, biological process: regulation of transcription by RNA polymerase II. The annotation marks the transcript as partial. Lineage: Eukaryota; Metazoa; Chordata; Aves; Galliformes; Phasianidae. The record is from RefSeq and is a predicted model, not a curated record.